CCAGCGGCUGCUCUCGCCGCAGCAGACGUGGCGCCGACCGUUCCGGCGUGCGCCGCCUCGCCGCUCUGCGUUCACGAGCGUGGCCCUAGCCGCGAGUGGUGGGGCGACGACCGAUCGCUCGAGGCGCGUCUGCCUCAGCUCCUGAAAGAGGGGCGCGCCGAGGUGGCGCGAACCCUGCUGCUGAGCAAAGCCGAGCCGGCGCACGGCGUGACGCUCUUCUACCUCGGCGUGUGCGCCGGUAUACUCGAGGGCGAGGCCGCCGCCGUCGAUCCCUACGAGGCCUCCAUCGCAGCCAUGCCCGGCCUGGGCAUCGCCUACGGCAACCUAGUGCGCGCCUACCUCGCACGGCAGCGCACCGGGGACCUCGAGCGCGCCCUCGUGCUCGCAAAGACGCUCGCCAGCUCGCAGCCCGAGGCGGCGGAGCCGCAGUAUGUGGUGGGUGUGGUGCUGAUGCAGCUGAGGCGCUUCUCCGAUGCAGCAGGGGCAUACGAGGCCACGCUGCGGCUCGACGCGGCCCACCACGGCGCGCACGUCAACGGCGUGCACUGCUUGCAGCAGCUGCCUCCGGACGACGAGGUUGCGCGUCGCCGCCUCGAGGCGGUCGCGCGCGGCGGCGUGGCGGCGGGGCUGUGGGCCAACUGGAUGCAGCGACCGCCCCACCUGGUCAAGCGGCUGACGUCGAGACCGUGGUGGGACAAGGGCGAGUUUGCGUGGUGCGCGCUGCUCGAGGAGCAGUACCCGCAGAUCCGCGACGAGGUCCUCCGGCUGCGCCGCAAGCCGGCGUCCUUCACGCCGGUGGGCGGGCGGGCGGCGCACGACCACACCCUCGUCGCCGCUGGCGAGUGGCGCGAGUACCCGCUCUUUGGCAACGGCCAAAAGUACGCCGAGAAUUGCGCCCGCUGCCCCGUCACCGCCGGCACGAUGGAGCGCGUCUCUGCGGCGAUCGGGCUCGCGAUGGCGGGCGGCGGCGAGACGCUCUUCUCGACGCUUAGGCCGGGGACGCAUUUGCGCCCGCACUGCGGCUCGACCAACACGCGCCUGACGGCGCACCUCGGCAUCGUCAUCCCGCCAGGCUGCUCGAUCCGGGCGGGCAACGAGUGGCGCGAGUGGAGGGAGGGGGAGGUGCUCGUCUUUGACGACUCCUGGGAGCACGAGGUGCGCCACCGCGGCGGCGAGGACCGGGUCGUGCUCCUCAUCAACUUUUGGCACCCGGAGCUCGCCGAGCACGAGAGGCGGAUCGAGCUCGACACGUGGGGAUACCAGCCGAUCUGAAGAGUUGCGCCACUGUCUCGGGGAGGGACGCAGACGCCACCCCGGCCUUUGUGAUCGUGCGCGCGCGACGAGUCGCCACACGUGCAGCUAUCGCACACAGAGGCAUACACACACA
Emiliania huxleyi CCMP1516 is the source of this 1387-nucleotide messenger RNA. RefSeq lists its product as hypothetical. The record is from RefSeq and is a predicted model, not a curated record. Bases 295 to 1272 code for a protein of 325 amino acids. The transcript has 2 exons. Gene Ontology annotation, biological process: peptidyl-aspartic acid hydroxylation. Gene Ontology annotation, cellular component: endoplasmic reticulum. Gene Ontology annotation, molecular function: protein binding; peptidyl-aspartic acid 3-dioxygenase activity. Lineage: Eukaryota; Haptophyta; Isochrysidales; Noelaerhabdaceae.